AUGAGGAUUACCCUAGGCGAACGGGUAACGGAGGACGAUUUAGCCAUCUAUCGAGAGGUGCUGCUGCAAAAGUGCCAGCUGGAGCAGGACAACCUGCAACGUACGCCGGAAACAAUUCAGUUUGGUAAACACGUGAUCGACACCUGGUACUCGAGCCCCUUCCCACAGGAAUACGCGAAACUGAAUGUGCUGUACAUGUGCGAGUUCUGCCUAAAGUACAUGAAAAGUGGCGCGGAACUCCGUCGGCACCAGAGAAAGUGUGCUUUGCGGCAUCCGCCGGGACUGGAAAUUUACCGCGACGGCGAUUUAGCGAUGUUCGAGGUGGACGGCAACGAGCAGAGGCUGUACUGUCAGAGCCUGUGUCUGCUGGCCAAGCUGUUUCUCGACCACAAGACUCUGUACUUCGACGUAGAGUCGUUUCUGUUCUACGUUAUGACCAAACGUGAUACUCGUGGCCACCACGUGGUGGGCUACUUUUCGAAAGAAAAGCACAACCAGGCUUGCUACAACUUGUCGUGCAUUCUGACGAUGCCACAGUACCAGCGACUGGGUUAUGGCCGCUUUCUGAUCGAUUUCAGCUAUCUGUUGAGCCGGGUAGAGCAGACAACUGGCACACCGGAAAAACCGCUCUCCGACUUGGGACGAGUAUCGUACCAGCGGUACUGGUGCUCGGCGGUCCUGUCCUUUCUGUACCUCAAUCGUUACGGUUCCCUAACGCUGGAGGGUAUUUCCAAGGAAACGGGAUUGUCGGUUGGCGAUGCUGUGCAGGCUUUGCGAAACCUGGGAUUCAUCUGGUACCGGCGUGUAGCGCGCACGUUCACGCCGAUCGUAUGCAUCGACUGGCGGCUUGUUGAUCGCCAUCACGAGCGUCGAAAGGGUUCCCCCAAACGGAUCGAACUGCGAGAGAUGUGUCUUCGUAUUCAACGAGUAUCGAGCACGAUGUCACACACGGGAUUCCACGAAGUCGAACACCCGACGACGAAUAAUGGAACAGGAGUCGGUGGCGGCGGUGGACUCGUACCGUGA
Anopheles cruzii is the source of this 1026-nucleotide messenger RNA. Its product is annotated as histone acetyltransferase KAT7-like. Gene Ontology annotation, molecular function: histone acetyltransferase activity. NCBI's taxonomy places the organism in Eukaryota, Metazoa, Arthropoda, Insecta, Diptera, Culicidae. Gene Ontology annotation, biological process: regulation of DNA-templated transcription. The record is from RefSeq and is a predicted model, not a curated record. Bases 1 to 1026 code for a protein of 341 amino acids. The transcript has 2 exons. Gene Ontology annotation, cellular component: MOZ/MORF histone acetyltransferase complex.